This is a messenger RNA of Rotaria sp. Silwood1, 795 nucleotides long. Lineage: Eukaryota; Metazoa; Rotifera; Eurotatoria; Philodinida; Philodinidae. The record is from the annotation of a GenBank genome assembly.
AUGGCGACCAAUGAUGAUCUUGAUGAUUUCUUUAAAAAAAAAGAUCGAAAGGGUAAACAUAAAAAACAAGCCGGUUUAUUAACUAAUAAUCAAGAAUUACUUAAACAAUUAGAAAUUGUUACAUCUGCAACAUCAGCAUUUAAAGAAAAUAUGGAUUUUGAUGAUGAUGAUGAACCACAAAUCAAUGAUGAAUCAAUUUUAGGAACAGGUGUUACUGAAGAAGCUCGUAAACAUCCAAUAAAACAUAAUAAAAUAAAAAAUCCUGAUAAUAAUAAAUCUAUUAAUGAACCAGAUACAAUUAUUUCUAAUGAAGGACAACAACCACCACAACAACAACAACAACAAUCACAACAACAACAAGAUGAAUGGGAAGAUUUUGAAGGUUCAAAUUCUAAAUAUGAACAAUUACGUUUAAAAUUUUCACGUAUAAAUAAUGAUAAUGAUUAUGAUGAUGAAUUUUAUGAUGAUGAAAAUAAUCCAAAUAAUAAUGAUAAUAAUAAUGAUAUGAGUGGUGAUCGUCAACAACAAAAAGAUAAACCUGUUUGGAAAAUAGAUCAAAUGAAACAAGAAAAAGAAAUAAAUAUUCCUGUUGUUGAAGAGAAAACUGCAGAACAACCACCUCCACCAAAACCAUCAACAACAUCAACUGGUGCUUAUCGACCACCAGCAUUACGUGGUGGAUCAACAGUUACUGUUGUUAGUGGUGUUAGUCAACGACCAACAAAAAAGAAAGAACCUAAUUUAGCUUCAACUGAUGAAUUUCCAACACUUGGAUCAACUGUUAAUAAAAAAUAA